GUUCGCAAACACAUUCAUAAAACAUAACCUCAUAAAUGUCAAAUUUGGCAAUAACAUAACCUAUAAAAAAGUUAAAAACAAUCCUGUUUGAAUUUCUUUUCGCCUUAAUUUAACAAAGAAUUAGAUUUAAUCAUGAAUUUGGACCCGAAUAAUAAGGAUACAAGCUCGGAAUUAUCACAAUUGGACGAAACGAGUCUUUUGGUGAUUAUAUUGGAUACAAAUCCAGGGCAAAGGGUUUUAAGAGAAAAUCCUCACUUUUUGACUCAAUACACCGAUUCGGUGAUAGCGUUUGCUAACGCACAUUUAAUGCAAAAAGCUCACAAUAAAUUAGCAGUGAUGGCAUGUCAUUCACGAGUUAGUGAAUUUAUUUAUCCGGUACCUGGAAAACCUUUAGAUAUACGUCAAGUGGAUGGUCAAUACGAAGUUUUUACGCUUGUAGAGAAAACUGUUAAGCAAAAUUUAGCUAAAGUAUUAACUUCAGAGAGUUCUACAAUUUACUCGGAAAGUUUAUUGUCAGGAGCUGUUGCAAUGGCUUUGUGUUAUAUUGCAAGGAUACAACGAAUUAAACCACCAGGGUGUAAAGUGAACAGUAGAAUUCUGGUUAUAACAGGAAGUGGAAACUCUGCUUCACAAUAUAUGAAUUACAUGAAUGUUUUUUUUACUGCUCAAAAACAAGGGGUUGUAAUUGAUGUGUGCACAUUAGAUCAACAGUUAAGUUUGUUACAGCAAGGUUGCGAUAUAACUAAUGGGUUGUAUUUGAAGGUGCCACAAAUACAGGGAUUAUUACAAUAUUUAUUGUGGGUGUUUUUACCAGAGCCUCCAAUAAGACAAAAAUUAGUUCUUCCCCCUCCAGUUAAAGUUGAUUAUCGAGCAGCAUGUUUUUGCCAUCGUGAACUCAUCGACGUUGGAUAUGUUUGUUCUGUUUGCUUAUCAAUAUUUUGUAAAUUCAGCCCAAUAUGCACAACUUGUCAUACUGUAUUUAAAAUACCAGGACCAUUAGCUGCAAAAUCGAAAAAGAAGAAAAUUAAGUUAUAAUCUUGCAAUUAUUAAUAAAAAAUUUGUGAACAAUAAAAACGUUAUAUUGUUUAUAAAGUUAACAAAAAUAAGUUAUUUUAAACAAUAAUAGGAAAAUCAUCAAUUUUUUCAAUCUCAUUUUCUUCAACAUCCACAACAUUUGUAUCAUUUUCUUUCUCCAAUUUACAAUAAACAUUAAUAUUAAUUGCGUCAACUGCCACAGCGCAAAAUUGGGUGCAAGUAUGAUUUAAAAAAGCAGCGCCACAAAUCGGGCCAUCUUCAUUAAGUACUGAAAAUAAUAAUUGAGCCUGAAAUAAUUUUUUUAUUUACAAUUAAAUUGAUAUUUAAGUUAGCAUAUUUGUUAC
Onthophagus taurus is the source of this 1379-nucleotide messenger RNA. It is a transcript of the gene Tfb4, whose product is annotated as Transcription factor B4. The record is from RefSeq and is a predicted model, not a curated record. Gene Ontology annotation, cellular component: transcription factor TFIIH core complex; transcription factor TFIIH holo complex. Gene Ontology annotation, biological process: nucleotide-excision repair; regulation of DNA-templated transcription. Lineage: Eukaryota; Metazoa; Arthropoda; Insecta; Coleoptera; Scarabaeidae.